Messenger RNA from Lepus europaeus (European hare), 2402 nucleotides. RefSeq names its product activin A receptor type 1B (gene ACVR1B). The transcript has 9 exons. Gene Ontology annotation, biological process: nervous system development; protein phosphorylation; cellular response to growth factor stimulus. The record is from RefSeq and is a predicted model, not a curated record. Gene Ontology annotation, cellular component: plasma membrane; activin receptor complex. Bases 30 to 1547 code for a protein of 505 amino acids. NCBI's taxonomy places the organism in Eukaryota, Metazoa, Chordata, Mammalia, Lagomorpha, Leporidae. Gene Ontology annotation, molecular function: activin binding; ATP binding; activin receptor activity, type I.
GCUGCUGGGCUGCGGCGGCGGCGGUUACUAUGGCGGAGUCGGCCGGAGCCUCCUCCUUCUUCCCCCUCGUCGUCCUCCUGCUCGCGGGCAGCGGCGGGUCCGGGCCCCGGGGGAUCCAGGCUCUGCUGUGUGCGUGCACCAGCUGCCUGCAGACCAACGACACGUGUGAGACGGAUGGGGCCUGCAUGGUGUCCAUUUUCAACCUGGACGGGAUCGAGCACCAUGUGCGCACCUGCAUCCCCAAGGUGGAGCUGGUGCCCGCCGGGAAGCCGUUCUACUGCCUGAGCUCGGAGGACCUGCGCAACACCCACUGCUGCUACACGGACUUCUGCAACAAAAUCGACCUGCGGGUGCCCAGUGGCCACCUCAAGGAGCCCGAGCACCCGUCCAUGUGGGGCCCCGUGGAGCUGGUGGGCAUCAUCGCCGGCCCCGUGUUCCUGCUCUUUCUCAUCAUCAUCGUCGUCUUCCUCGUCAUUAACUACCAUCAGCGUGUCUACCACAACCGCCAGAGACUGGACAUGGAGGACCCCUCCUGCGAGAUGUGCCUGUCCAAGGACAAGACGCUGCAGGACCUCGUCUACGACCUCUCCACCUCGGGCUCCGGCUCAGGGCUGCCCCUUUUUGUCCAGCGCACAGUGGCCCGAACCAUUGUUUUACAGGAGAUUAUCGGCAAAGGCCGCUUUGGGGAGGUGUGGCGCGGCCGCUGGCGGGGCGGCGACGUGGCUGUGAAAAUCUUCUCUUCCCGCGAAGAGCGCUCCUGGUUCCGGGAGGCUGAGAUCUACCAGACGGUCAUGCUGCGCCACGAGAACAUCCUGGGCUUCAUCGCCGCCGACAACAAAGAUAAUGGCACGUGGACGCAGCUGUGGCUGGUUUCCGAUUACCAUGAGCACGGCUCGCUGUUCGAUUACCUGAACCGGUACACGGUGACCAUCGAGGGCAUGAUCAAGCUGGCCCUGUCGGCUGCUAGUGGGCUGGCGCACCUGCACAUGGAGAUCGUGGGGACCCAAGGGAAGCCGGGGAUCGCUCACCGGGACUUGAAGUCCAAGAACAUCCUGGUGAAGAAGAACGGCAUGUGCGCCAUCGCAGACCUGGGCCUGGCCGUGCGCCACGACGCUGUCACCGACACCAUCGACAUCGCCCCCAACCAGAGGGUGGGCACCAAGCGGUACAUGGCCCCGGAAGUACUGGACGAAACCAUCAACAUGAAGCACUUUGAUUCGUUCAAGUGUGCCGACAUCUACGCCCUGGGGCUGGUGUACUGGGAGAUCGCCCGACGGUGCAACUCCGGAGGAGUCCACGAGGAGUAUCAGCUGCCGUAUUAUGACUUGGUGCCGUCCGACCCCUCCAUCGAGGAGAUGCGGAAGGUCGUUUGUGACCAGAAGCUACGUCCCAACGUCCCCAACUGGUGGCAGAGCUACGAGGCACUGCGGGUGAUGGGCAAGAUGAUGCGGGAGUGCUGGUACGCCAAUGGUGCGGCGCGCCUCACCGCCCUGCGCAUCAAGAAGACGCUGUCCCAGCUCAGCGUGCAGGAGGAUGUGAAGAUCUAGCCUGCUCCCGCCCCACGCAGCCCCGUGGUGAGCGCACGAUGGAGGCCUACCUCUCGUUUCUGCCCAGCCCUCCGCGGCCAGGAGGCCUGGCCCACGCGCGGGACAGAGCCCGGGAGACUCGCCCACUCCCACGAUGGGUUUGAGACACAGACACCUUUUCUAUUUACCUCCGGAUGGCGUGGAGACUCGGAGCGGAUCAUGCGCUGCUUGUAGUGGGCAGUCCCGCCGGCUCUGGUGCCCCUGGCGCGCGGCCAGGAGGGGCCGCAGGAGCAGCUCGCUGCCAGCGCUGGGGUGCCCCAGGGCGGCUCCAAGGAGCUGGGAGUGCAGCGCUGAGCCACGCGCUCCCCGCCUCGCCCGCACGGACAUGGGGGGGCAGGGGGACCGCUGCCGGGCGGGGGGGCUGCUGCCUGUUUGUCCAGCUGUGCGCGCCUGUGCCGAGGUGCGCCCUCUGUGGUGUGUGUCUGUCUGUCUGUGUGCGCACUCACCUGCUUCAGCUUCCUGUGCGCGUGCAGGUCAGGUGUGUGCCCGUCUGCUGUCUCUGCGUGCCGGUACCUCUGUUCCCCAGUGCACAGCAUCUGGUGUCCCCCGGGCCCCUUCCCAGGAGGCCCCUCCCCCCUGAGGCCCGCCCCCGCAUCCACUCAGCUCCCCUCCUCCAUUCCAGUCUCCCAGAACCAAAGCUGGCCCAGUUGUCCACGGCAGGAGAGGCUUUCGGGUCAAAAUUGGGAGCAGGAUGGGCAAGGGGAGUCUUGGGCGCUGGGGUCAGCAGCGGCACAGGGUAUCAGGGCGUGGACCAGCCCCAGGCCCCGCCCUCAGCGUCAAGUCAAGGACAGCCCCCCCCCCCCCCCCCGUUGUGAA